Messenger RNA from Lindgomyces ingoldianus, 2959 nucleotides. RefSeq lists its product as uncharacterized. The coding region runs from base 198 to 2606 and encodes 802 amino acids. Gene Ontology annotation, molecular function: metal ion binding; RNA binding; ubiquitin-protein transferase activity. NCBI's taxonomy places the organism in Eukaryota, Fungi, Ascomycota, Dothideomycetes, Pleosporales, Lindgomycetaceae. Gene Ontology annotation, biological process: protein ubiquitination. The transcript has 4 exons. The record is from RefSeq and is a predicted model, not a curated record. Gene Ontology annotation, cellular component: CCR4-NOT complex.
CAUCUGUUUCCCUCUCCUUUCACCGGGUCGGCGUUAGUCCCUUUCUUUGCGGCCUCUUUACACUUAAUCAUUCCCUUUGCACCGGAACAAAAAAGUCGCCCUCUCAUCUGCACCCCCCUUCUCGCAACCCAGCGCCACCCCAUCACCACCACGCUUGGACAACGCACCUGCGUCCUGCAUCUCACAGUCCGCCCACCAUGUCCCGCAUACAGCAAGACCAGUUCGUCGACGACGACGAGGAAGAGUGCUGUCCGCUAUGUGUCGAAGAGUUCGAUCUGUCGGACAAGAACUUCCGCCCGUGUCCUUGCGGCUAUCAGAUAUGUCAGUUCUGCUUCAACAAUAUCAGGACGACGAUGAACGGCCUGUGUCCCGCUUGUCGCCGCCCCUACGAUGAGUCGACGAUUGAGUUCAAGAACAUCACCCCCGAAGAGAUGGCCAAGCACAAACAGCAAAUAGCGCAAAAAGCCAAGAAGAACGCAGCGUUGCGGCAAAAGGAAGCACAGAAAGCGGAGGCCGACACGCUUAGCCGGAAACAUCUGGCAGGACUUCGAGUCGUUCAAAAGAACCUCGUCUACGUGACAGGGCUUACACCUACGAUACGAGAAGACCGCCUUCUAGAAACGCUCCGCGGCAAUGACUACUUCGGACAAUACGGCAAGAUCAUCAAGAUCGUCGUCAGCAAGGCGAAGGAGAAUGCACAGCAUCAACAGUCAGUGGGCGUGUACGUAACGUUUGCCCGCAAAGAGGAUGCAGCCGCAUGUAUUGCCGCUGUGGACGGGUCUCAGAAUGGAGACAGGACUCUUCGAGCCCAAUACGGUACCACUAAGUAUUGUUCAGCGUACCUUAGGGGAGAGCAGUGCAACAAUCGAAACUGCAUGUUCCUGCACGAGCCCGGCGAAGAAAAUGACAGUUUCACCCGUCAAGACCUCUCGUUGAUGAACUCGAUCUCGACUCAACAGCCCGCGCAGUCUAAUGCCCUACCGCUACAACGUGGACCGCCUGUAGCUGCUGCAGCACCCAUGGUCCGCCAGGAUAGUACUGAUACCCCGUCAAGCCCAGCGAACAGUGGCUGCGAUGCACCUGGCCUUCCUGCGACCGCUAACUGGGGGAGCAAGGCCGCGCUGGAACGCCGCGCAAGCCGCUCUACCACCACGUCGAACCCCAGCCCGAUGACCUCGAAUGCCGUACCUGUCCAGCCACCGAAACUAGUUAAGUCCGAGGAACCAGGGAAGAAGAAAGGUAAAGAGAAGGAGAAGUCUGCACCAGCCUCGAAAUCUUCAACUCCGCAACCUGUACCCACCCCUCGUGCUCCAAAACCCUGCAUUCCUGGUUUUGACGGACUGCUUAAAGCAAUAUCUCAUCCCGACUUUAAAUUCAUAUUUUCCGCUGCUGCUCUCUCCGCUGAGGAUCUGGAAGCUAUUUACAACUUCCCCUCACUUCUCGACCCCAACGGAGGAGCAAAGCGACGGGCCAUGAAAGAAAAGGAGAAGGAGAAGGAGCUAGAACUCCAGCGGGAGGCCGAAGCGCAAUCCGCGUCACAAGCGCCUCCUGCACCUGAUCGGGAGGACACGGCUGAGGCAACUGCCGGAGGCAGCUUACAACUUGGUGGAGAGCCAGAGGAGAGGCAUGAAAGUGGCCAUCCAAAUCAACAUGCCAUUGCACCCCCCGGACAACGUGGCUUGUUCGACCAGAACCCGCCUCUUGGGGAUGACUUCAACAAUCUCGGACUGAAUGGUCGUACCUUGACCGCUCAGCAGCAACAACAUCUGCUUCUCAACAGCUUCAAAUCGGCUGGGCCCCAAUCGGCUGGUCUCCUCUCGAACUUCCAAACGAACCAAGCUCAGCAACAGUCCCAUGGCCAGCCAGGGAAUGUCCCCAGUCACGGCCGUCAUACAUCGCGCUUCAGUUUCGCAAACGACAGCGCAUCUGCUUCGGCAUCUGUGCAGCCGGUUGCGAACCAAAAACUCAUGAAUCAGCAAUCCUCCAUGAUGCCGAAGGGUGCCAACCACUUCAAUAUUUCUCAACACCACCCAUUGGGUAGUCAAUUCUACACUAGCAGCGUACAAGGACCACCACCAGGUCUCAAGGCUGCCGGAACUCCACCGAUCAGUGGUGGUGGCAUGUUCGGUCAAGGGCAUGGCUUUGCCACCAGUGGCUUAGGCUACGGUGCUAAUGCUGCUGGCAGGAGUAACAAUGAUGCAAUGUAUCAGGACUUACUCAGGAACCGGAUGGACGGCGGUGCUCGAGGAGUCGCUGAUGGAAAGCGUGAGUCAAUGUUUCCUUCUUUUCUUAAUCAGCAUCCCACGACCUCUACGCCAGCCCCUGCCCCUGGCCUUUUGAGCUUUCCUUAUGGACCUUCGCCAGGUGCUUACCAGGAAUCUGGUUCGCAGAAAUCUAAGAAAAAGGGAAAGAAGCACAGACAUGCUAACACUUCCUCCUCUGGAGGGGGUGGCGUAGUAGAUGUUCAAGACCCAAGUAUCUUACAGGCGAGGUUGCAUCAAGGAGGGGCCAUGGGCGGGCAGGGGCUGUACGGUAACCAAGGUCAAGGUGGGUUCUCCUCCCUCUAUGCCAACAACAACUAUGGCGGCGGCGCCGGACGAUGGUAGUUUUGGACUUCUUCUUUCACAUAAUUUCUUCGACUAUAAGGUCGCAAACUGUGUUUUUACACUUGUUACUGUUUUUCACGAUGGCUGCAUGGCGUUUCCGGGGGCUUUCGAAAGCGAAUGCAUCGGCACACAGUCCAAGCAAAUUGGCUACUGAGACUGCCCGGCGUUUAUGAACUGGGUUGCCACUAUCACAUACACUUUGUCUUUGGCAUGGCUUACGGAACUUCAAAUACCUUGCUUUUGCCAGGUUCUACGCCGCCCUCUUUCGUCGUCUUCGUCAUGGCCAUCGUAUGUACGUAAAUCCCCUUCCAGCCGCCCCCAGCCGGCAUGCUUACGAUUUAAUUAGAAAGAUG